UCGCUGGACGGCAGACGUAUUGCAACGAGCUCCGACGAUACGACUGUCAUCAUUUGGGAUGCUGGCCACCAGGAGCAUCUCUGGCGAUAUGUAGGGGCCAUAAGUACCGGGUUGUCUCUGUCGCCUUUCUCUCCCAGCGGAGAACGUGUCGCGUCCGGAGGCUAUGACAAUCUCGUUCUGGUGUGGAAUGCAGACGGAGGGAGACUGACUCAGGAGCUGGAGGGGCACGCCUACCCGGCGUGGUCGGUUGCCUUUGCUCCCGCCGGGGACGUCAUCAUUUCCUCCCAGUCGUUCAACACCAUGCGACUCUGGGACGCUGAAUCAGGAGCCUGUCUCCUCGUCCUCGACCCACAUACCUGGUACCGCACCCUGCACCUGUCCCCCGACGGCUCCGGAGUCCUGGUCGACGACAACAACCGACUUGUCCAGCUGUGG
Molecule: messenger RNA, 435 nt
Organism: Phanerochaete carnosa HHB-10118-sp
Lineage: Eukaryota; Fungi; Basidiomycota; Agaricomycetes; Polyporales; Phanerochaetaceae
Exons: 1
Molecular function (GO): protein binding
Source: RefSeq, a predicted model, not a curated record